UUAUUUGUAUGAAUUCAUUCAGCUUUUUUUUAUUUUUGAUAUUUUUGCGGCUCGUGUUGUUGAAACAGGCUGUGCCCACAGACAGACAGACAGACAGACAGACAGAGGGUAUAUAAAAGUAAACGGGGCUGACACCCUGUUGUAGUGUGAGUAGAGGGACUCUCUCUCACACACACAUUCACACACACGCACACACACUCCGGUUGUGCUGCUCCACGCGUGCAGCCUGGACACAGACCAACCUGCAGACUCAAACAGCUCGGACUUUAUUUUCCUGACUUUUAUUCUCUCAGUCCAGAAGGAGUUGAUCUGACGGUGAGCGGACCCGAACACACCGUGAUCCGGAUCCACAGCUGCAACUUUGUCUUUUUACUCCUCCUAAACUUUGAGCCUCUGAGGAGAGAAGAAGCCCCGGAGGACAUGCCGGGGUUUGUGGCUUUGUUGGCCGCGGUUGCAGUCCUCUCGGCCGGGUCCAGGAGCUCCGUGGCCGCGGUGGAGAUGCAGAGCUCCGUGGCCGUGGAGGAGGACAGGGCAGCGGGGAACAGCUCCGCGGUGGUCAGGGCGGAGAGCUCCGGGGACGGGGACAGAGGAGCGGGGCGGGCUGGCUGCCCUGGCCGCUGUCGGUGCGAGGUGGACGGGCUGCUGCACCGGGUGGAUUGCUCGGACCUCGGGCUCCGGGAGAUACCGAGCAACCUGAGCGUGUUCACGUCUUACCUGGAUCUCAGUAUGAAUAAUCUGACUGUGCUGUCCAGCGGAGCUCUGACCAACCUGCACUUCCUGGAGGAGCUGCGCUUGGCGGGAAACGAUCUGUCAUUCAUCCCCAGAGGAGCGUUCACCGGCCUCUACAACCUCAAAGUGCUAAUGCUUCAGAACAACCAGCUGAUGUCUGUACCUGCUGAGGCCUUCAACAACCUGCACAACCUGCAGUCACUCCGCCUGGACGCCAAUCACAUCUCCAUCGUUCCCACCAGCUGUUUCUCCGGCCUCCGCUCUCUCCGUCACCUGUGGUUGGACGAUAACUCUCUGACGGAGGUGCCGGCGGAGGCUCUGAGCGAGCUGCCCGCCCUGCAGGCCAUGACGCUCGCCCUCAACCACAUCAGCCACGUCCCCGAUCACGCCUUCAGCAAGCUGGGCCGUCUGGUGGUGCUGCAUCUCAACAACAAUAGGAUCGUUUCCAUGGGAACGAACUGCUUCCACGGACUCCACAGUUUGGAGACGCUAGAUUUGAACUACAACAGUCUGGUCGAGUUUCCGACGGCCAUCCGUUCGCUCAGUCACCUCAAGGAGCUUGGUUUCCAUAGCAACAACAUCCAGUCCAUCCCGGAGCACGCCUUCACCGGGAACCCCUCACUGAUCACCAUAUUCUUCUACGACAACCCGAUCCAGUCUGUUGGACGAUCUGCGUUUCAGAACCUCCCGGAGCUGCGAACACUCUCUCUGAACGGAGCAGCCGAUCUCACCGAGUUUCCAGAUCUGACGGGAACCAAGAGCCUGGAGAGCCUGACCAUCACGGGAGCUCGGAUCACCUCUCUGCCCAGCUCGGUGUGUGAACAGCUUCCAAACCUUCAGCUGCUUGACCUCUCCUAUAAUCAGAUCCAGACUCUUCCCAGCUUCUCUGGCUGUGAAAGCGUCCAGAAGAUUGAUCUGCACCAUAACGAGAUCGAGGAACUGGAGGAGAACACCUUCCACGGUCUGAUGUCACUACGCUCGCUCGACUUAUCGUGGAACCGGCUGACUUCAGUGAAGCCGAACUCUUUCUCUGCUCUGCCUGUUCUCAUCAAACUCGACCUGUCGUCCAAUCAGCUGUCGUCUCUGCCUCUGACUGGUCUGCAGAGUUUAACUCACCUGCGAUUGGCUGGAAACACACAGCUGAUGGAGCUAAUACCACGAGAGGAGCUGCCCCGAGUCAGGGUGAUGGAGCUGCCCUACGCCUUCCAGUGCUGUGCCUUCGUCUCCUGUGAGAGAAGAGGAGGAGGAGGUGGAGGUUCAUCCUGGGAGAAAGAGGAGGCAGCAGACUCUGCUGGCAGAGAAACCUCCGUCCUCUCCAGCCAAGUAGAUCAGGACUGGGAGGAUUUCCUGCUGGAGUUUGAAGAUGAACCCAAACUUCAACACUCGGUCCACUGCAGCCCUGCGCCAGGUCCGUUCCGCCCCUGCCUCCAUCUGCUCGGCAGCUGGUUGAUCCGUGGAGGGGUGUGGCUCAUUGCCGCGCUCUCAUUGGUCAGCAACAGCCUGGUCGUCCUGUCAGUCUUCUUUUCCCCCACCGCCGCAGUGACGCCACCCAAGCUGCUGAUUGGUCUGCUGGCCCUGGUGAACGGCCUGAUGGGAGUGUGGAGUGGGUGGUUGGCGGCGGUGGACGCCUGGACGUUUGGAAGCUUCUGGAGGUACGGAGCGAGGUGGGAGAGCAGCUUCCUGUGUCGCCUCAGCGGCUUCCUGUGUGUGUUUGCGUCACAGACUGGUCUCUUCCUGCUCACCGUCGCAGCUCUGGAACGAUGCCUGGCCGCCGCCGCACGCCGCCACAAACCUGACGGACACAACGAUCGCUACUCUUCACCGCUCUCUGUCCGUCUGGCCAUCUGUCUGUGCUUCCUGUUGGGCCUGGCCAUCACGCUGCCCCCCCUGGUGGCCGGACACAGCAGCACCUCCCUCUGUUUGCCGCUGCCGUCCUCCUCCUCCUCGUCCACCCUGGCUUUCUCCGUCUCCCUGGUGCUCCUCGACUCGUUGUGUUUCCUCCUCAUGACGCUCUCCUACACUCACCUUUACUGUCGGGCCAACAAAGCUCCGCCCGCUGCUGAGGAGGAGGUGGCGUUGACUCGACACGUAGCCUGGCUGCUCUUCUCCGACUGCCUCCUCUACCUCCCCGUCGCCUUCCUCUCCUUCUCCUCCCUGCUGCGCCUCUCCACCGCCGGGCCGGAAGCAGCGAAGGGCGUGCUCCUGCUUGUGGCUCCACUGCCGGCCUGCGUCAACCCGCUGCUCUACAUCCUGUUCAACCCGCUCGCCCGACAGGAGCUGGCGGCACUGGCCAAACGCACCUGUGGGACCGUGGCGGUUCCUAGACUCUGCAGAGGAGGAGGAGGAAGAGGAGGAGCUGGAGGAAGGUCGAGGCCGAACAUGACGGAUUCAACAUAUGAUGAGGACGCAGAGAAACAGUCGUGUGACUCGACGCAGGCGCUGGUGGCAGUUGGAGGCAUGAAGGAGGAAGAGGAGGAGGAGCGAGGAAGAGGAAGGAGCGAGACACAACAUUCAGUGGUGUUUGUUGUUCCUCAUCAAUAGACUGAAACACACACACACACACACACACGAGGUCUAAAGUUCUCACCUGCCAAAGUUCUAAACAACGAAUCAGAGACUCAGCUGAGCUCAUCAGUUAGACUCAGUCUGUUUUUUAGUAUUUUGGGGGAAUUAAUUUUGCUUUUAUUGUGAAGGACACUGUGGAAAGAUGACAGGAAGUGAGAAAAGACAAAGAGGAAAUGACAUGCAACAAAGAUAUCCAACCACAGUGAGCAUCCAAAAUCCUGACGGCACCAAUUCAUUUGUGGACUCCAAUUUUGAAGCCUCGAGUUCGGUAUUUCGGUGGUCGCCAUUUUAGAUUUUUGGAGCCAGAAGUGACCAUAUUUGGACAAGAGGGUGGAGCUAACUCUCAAAUGCUAGCUGCUAGCUUACUUAGCACAGUGCAUUCACAGCCUGUUUAGACCUGAUAUUAACGUGCGUCUUGGAUGAUCUGUUCACGAGUGGACAGCGCUAAAUACAAGUCUAAACAACCACAAAGACGUGAUGUGAUCUGAUCACUCAAACCACUCGCUGAGGUGGUCUUGGACGCAUUUGACCACGUAUAUUUUGUAGUAUAAACACUAACACUGUCCCGAUGCGUCCCCAACAAGGACUAUGUCAUUGGUGCAGGACAUGAUGGUUGAUUUGGUGAUAGCAUGCUAAUGCCCUACAGCUUUGCCCAUUUUACGUUGAGUUGGACCAAGUGUCGCGUGUACUGAUACAACUGCUAACGUGAGCAGCUAGCAUUCUGCGGAACACCUAAGAAACGUGUGAACAUAAUAACUGUGCAAAGGGCGGUAACAAAAUCUGAACAUCUGUUCGAUGUGUCUCGCAUGUUAAUACCAAGUGUAAACAGGCUCUCACAUAAUGCUCAUGCUAAUUUUCACCAGUGAAAAACAAGCUUAAAACCAUUAAGAUAAAAUGUGCUUACUGCAAACGUUAGACUCCUUAGAGCCUCAGGUACAACCAAACGUUGAGUAAGAUUUUUUUUAGGUGGCAAAAAUAUGCAAAUGAACUGAAAACACUGAAAAAGCAACAGCUACAGCUACACCGUGGUAGUAUCUCGUCAACAGACGGCACCCAGCUGUCACUUAAAGUGGCCACGCCCUUUAUUAUACGUAACUUUAAUCCUUAAUAAAAUGUAAAGAGGUGAGUUAUAUAAAAAUUAAUCUGCGGUACAGUUGUGACGAUUGUUGAAAUCAGCUACAGAGACCAAAGCAGUUUUUUAACCAGGCUGUAAACAAGUUUAUUUCUGCUGUGAAGUUUUAACAUGGAGGUCUGUGGGGACUGACUCGCUCUUGGAGCCAGCCCCUAGUGGACAUUAGAGGAACUGCAGUUUUUGGCUCUUCAGUAUUGGCUUUGGUUUUAAGCCUCGGAGGUUUCUGCUCAGCCCUGACCCCACUAGCAAACCCCGAUUCUGUUGUGUGUUUUGUCCCAGAUAGCCACUGGUGUCGAAAUGAACGCCACAGGGGGCGCUAUACCAGGACUUUUGGCAGGUGAGUCAAAGACUUCGUUUUGAACACACACACACACAGAUACAGAUACACACACACACACAGAUACAGAUACACUGCAGACUGACGGGACUGUGUGGUAGCAAAUGUAGCAGAGAAAGUGAAGCCGAGAAAAAGUUAAAGGACAGAUCAAAGCAAACGAGGAAAGAAGAAGACACUUGAGAACUGUGUUGGAUUUAAACAUCUUCCACUCUCUUUGGUCAAGCCGAGCUUCUUGCCAGAGCACACAAACACACACACCUACACAAACACACACACACACACACAUUAUGAGUUAAUUCAGCAGCUUUUAUUUUGAAAUACGACACGAUUUACAGCUUUGUGUUACCAAACAUUUACCAAAUGUUUCACCAAAUGCUGCUGAGCUUUAUGUCUGUCUGUUUGUGUGUGUGUGUGUGUGUGUGUGUGUGUGUCCAGCUAAUGUGUUUUUGCGAGUGUGUGUGAAAACUGUAGCGUCUGUGUGAGUUUCGUCACACAGUCGAUCGCCCUAAAAACUGAAAACAGGAAUCUGGAGACAAACAAGUUCAUGUUCAGCUGCUGAAAGACGUCCAGAGAAAAAACACAGAACUGCUCCUUUAAAAUAUUGCCGCCUGUAAUGUUGAUGAAGCUGUGUUAAUGGAAAAGAUUCACAUGACAAUACCGAAACCAGCAAUUAAUUCACAUGACAAAAAAGACCCUUUGUGUGUGUGUGUGUGUGUGUGUGUGCACAAUAAAUGUGUGUACAUACUGUUGUAAAUAGGAGCUACUGUGACAAUCCUGUUUUCCUUUUAUUAGACUGUGAGAAAAUGUUUAUAAUGUUUGUAUAUUUACACUUUUGUCAUUUCAAAUGUCUCAAAUUCAGAUUAAAUCCAGACACGAUCUUCUACGUUUAUUUACACUGGUCACACAAAGUGUCUCUUUGAACUGGAUAAGAAAUCUGUCUUAGUUUUCACGUUACUCCGGUCCAGAGGGGGCGCCAAAUAUAAUGUGAGUGAAUUACAUGGAAAGUUAAUGUACAGACGCAAUUGACCUAUGGCUAAGCCACGCCCCCUCCACUCACUCAGACAAACUAUCAACAUUCAGUGCCCGGCGCUAUGGCAGGUGUCACAGUACACGGCAUUUCACAGGAGGCAGUUGAUGAUUUUUGGAGACAUAACGAUCAGAUGUCAUUGAGAAGUAACCAAAAGGGCCUAAACUACGCAUUGGAGGGAUAUAUUCAUCAUUUUAUUGUUGAGAAGGUCGAUGAAAAGCUUAAAUUACAAGCCAACAUUUACAGGUCACAGUGUACGCUUGUGAACCGCAUCUGGUUGCCGUCACCAUCAAAGACAACAAGUUAAAGUGCCACUGAAGUUAAGGUUUUUGGCUCAGAAUAUGAGAAAAGGAUAACGGCCUUUUUACCAUCUUUACCAAGAGUGUCUCUCCGUUAGUUUGGUGCUACAGUAUUUACACUGAAUCAUUCAGCAUAACGUUUGCCAACCUUUGUUAUCUCUGCCAUUACAGAUAAGUUAAUGAAGCUAAGCUCCAGAAGUUCACGUUAGCUUAACUAGAGCCCUUUGGACAACAGCUAACAAUGAUGUACCAUCACCAAAGUACAAAACUAGAACAAAAUAGGCUAAUGAACUCCCAGCAAACAAGGUGACAUGAUGAACAACGCAGCUAGGAGCUAACGUUAGGCUAACUUUAGCUAACGUUAGCUAGAGAUGUUAAAGAUAACUUUAUAUUUCUUUCCAGCAAAGUGACAAUAUGUUGCCUCAAACACAAUGUUGACUUACCUUAGAACAGAUGUAGACAUCAUUGUUAAUCUUAUUCACGUUGAGUUGAUGUUGUGGUCUAACGUUACCACACAACUUUAUCCAAAGGAGACACUUUUCUCGCUUGAGAUGUGGUUUAAAGUGUAAAAAUACAAAAUACAAAACUGACUUUAUGUAAUGCAUUUCAAUGGACGUCCAGGCAGAGAAUGUCCCAGUGUAUGGGAAUGGCUAUACGCACUGUGAUUGGCUCAUCACGUUGAGGGCGGGGCUUAGCCAUAGGUUAAUUAGAUGUGAAUUCCUUCCAGGCUGUGCAUAAUUUCUGCCUGUAAAAAUGCCACACGUGGUCGUAUUUUGGAAGAUGAAAGUCUUUGCUGAACACUUCGCAAAAAAGUGGACAAAACAAAAACUUGUGAAAUAGUGUUUAUGCAUUUUUAAUCUGAUGUAAAGUUGUAUCAAAGCUGUUGUGUUGACUAGUGAAAUGUGUCUUUUUCUGGCUCCGCCCACAGCUGUAACCAUAGAAACAGAACAAAACAAAGUGUUUGAAUGUCCGCUGUGUGUGACGGUUCAUCUGCUGCACUUUCUAUGAUCAGCACUUAAAAAUGUCUAAAAGGAAAAAAAAAAAAAGAAGCUGAAAAGUUUUGUGUGACUCGAACGUCUCUGAUCUGUUUUCAUCUCCUGUUGUAAACUUCUGUAAAAUAUUUGAAUGUUUUAGUUUGUAAAAGUGAAGAUGUAGUUUGUGACGUAUAUAAAGCAACGACGUGGCUGUGAGUGAACUGUUUUAUGAUUCAUUCAUAUCACCAUCAUCAUCACCACUAUCAUCAUCAUCGGGUUGAAGGAAGUGCUGCUGUGACUCAUUUAGAGUAAAAACAAAAAGAGGUUUGAACUGAAACAAUUGCACAAUGACCCACCGCAGCACGACGAGCUCUCUGCUGCUGACAUCAUCGUUCCACAUCAGCAGAGACCCAAACGUGUCAAAGAUUUAAGGACGGAUCGUUAAUGAGCAUCCGGCGCUCCGUGACUCAGUCACACGGGUUAU
This is a messenger RNA of Epinephelus fuscoguttatus (brown-marbled grouper), 7547 nucleotides long. Its product is annotated as leucine-rich repeat-containing G-protein coupled receptor 5-like. Gene Ontology annotation, cellular component: membrane. Gene Ontology annotation, molecular function: G protein-coupled receptor activity; protein binding. The transcript has 20 exons. Bases 421 to 3270 code for a protein of 949 amino acids. The record is from RefSeq and is a predicted model, not a curated record. Gene Ontology annotation, biological process: G protein-coupled receptor signaling pathway. Lineage: Eukaryota; Metazoa; Chordata; Actinopteri; Perciformes; Serranidae.